AUGUCGGAAACGAGAAAUGAGAAAGAUAUGAAAAGUGACAAUGAUCCGGAACCAACUCAACAAUGCACAUUGGUCGAAGAAGUCAAAGAGAAGCCCGGCACCACCACCACCAACAACAACACCACCGACACAAGCACUUCGAAUGAGGCGAAAUGGGUGAAGACGCAAAUGUAUGCGAAGAUGGGUACACAAUAUCAGCCAUAUCGAGAUAUUUCAAAUGAGUUCAAGUCAUUGAAAGAUUGGAAACCGUCGCAGUUUUCGAGUACGGUUUGGAAGAAGAAUGCCGAAAAAAAUCGAUAUGCUGAUCAAAUGUGCAUGGAUCAAACGCGAGUGGUUUUGAAGGUAAAACUGACAAUGGAAGUGCAUAGGUGUUGAAGUUUUGAUGAAGCAUAUCGAAAUAUACCAAAUCGACCAUGCUGAUCACGAUUCCGAAGUCAAGGAUUGCCACAAAUGCCUAUGAGAACUUUUCUGGAGCUCCAAAGUUAGAAUUGAGUUCUGAUGUUUGCCCAUUUUCACCAUGUUCCUGGGUGGAAAAUCAAUUUUUAUAACAUGGAUUUCAGUUUUCAGCUGGUUUUUCAUAUUUUUUGAAAAACGCUGCUAUGUUGUCGAAUGUGGUGAACAACCUUAUUCAAGUUAUAAAAAUUGAUUUUCCCCCCAGGAACAAGGUGAAAAUGGGCGAAAACCAAAACUCAAUUCUAACUCUGGAGCUCCAGAAAAGUGCUCACAGGCAUUUGUGGCAAUUUUUGAUGGUCGAUUCGGUUUCGAUAAGUUUCAGCAAAAGUUGACCUAUGCAAUUCCCAAAAAAGCUUGUUUUCAAACCACACUUUUUCCAGAAUCGAGAAGGCGCUUGCGAUUACAUCAAUGCGUCUUGGAUGGAAAUGCCAGACGGCCGCAAAUGGAUUUCAACCCAAGGUCCCCUCAAAACCACCAUCGAAGAUUUCUGGCAUCUAAUCUACUCGGAAAACAUCAAAGUCAUCUGCAUGCUGUGCUGUUUUCAAGAGGAUGGUGUCGAAAAAUGCUCCGAAUAUUUCAACAUUGAGGGCAAAAAAUCGGAGACUUUUGGUAUCUACAAGGUUCGUAUCAAGACCAAGACAACUGAGCCGUUCUCAUCGAUUCGUCAGACGGUUUUGGAAGUUGAGAAGAAGAAUUCGAAAAGUCCGCCGGUUGUUGUGACACAUUUGUGGAAUUAUGGAUGGGUUGAUCAUUUUUGCCCAACUGAUACCACGCCAACUGUUUGGAUGUUGAAGACUGCCAUGAGCAUGGUAAGGAGCCCGAGUUAGAGGGAUCUAGAAAACCUUUUGAAAAUUUCAGACUGGCAAAACUCCAAUCGUUGUUCAUUGCUCGGCUGGAAUUGGAAGAACCGCCACUUUUGUCGGGAUUGAUUUCGCUUGCCAAAAGAUCAAACAAGAUCCGGAGAUCAAGAUGUGCGAUGUUCUAUUUAACUUGAGGAGAAUGCGGUAGGUUCCAUGAAUCUAGAAGCUCUAACCCCUAAAUCUUUGCAGCCUUCGCUCAAUCCAAUCUCAACUCCAAUUCGCCUUCCUCCAUCAAUGCAUCGUCGAGUGGUUUGCUCAAGCCAAUCUGAUUGCACGUGACGAACAAUUUGAAAAACUUCGAAACUGUUUUGAAUCGGUUGUAAAGAAGAUGAUCAAGACACAGGGCGAAGCAAAGAAACAGUAUUAUGCGGCGAAAGUGACGAGAGAAGAGAAGGAAAAAUCCAAGGCACAGCCAUCCAGAAAGAAGUGA
Messenger RNA from Caenorhabditis angaria, 1743 nucleotides. The record is from the annotation of a GenBank genome assembly. Lineage: Eukaryota; Metazoa; Nematoda; Chromadorea; Rhabditida; Rhabditidae.